AGUCGCCGGACUCGGGAGUAAGGUCUGUGAAAGAUCACACGUGCACUGUAGGUGCUGGUGCCAUGGCCUCUGCGAUGUUCCCGGAUGAGGAGCUGCAAGAUCGCGGCCGUGACCAAGGCUUCACGGAGGUCAUCAACCAGCAGAUGCGCAUCCCCGACAGGCUGAGGGUGGGGCCCGGACCCUUAGGGGAAGAGGAGAGGGAACGGCGAGACGAGCCACCCCUCGCCUACAGCAUGCACGUACCUGACAGGCUGUCCCUGAUAGAGGCUCCAGAUCUGAGCCCCCGGCCCAUGUUUUCAGCCCCUUCCAAGCACAGCGCCUCUGCUCACAUGGGGGCGGCGUGGGACGCUCACUCUGGAGGCUGGGACAAGCACCCAAACCCCCGAGACUCACCUCAGAGUUCUCUUCGCAGGUCUUUCAGUGACCAAGCCUUCUGUAGGACCCCACCCACAACUCCUACUCUCCCUAAACAGACCCUGCAUGCCCCCUCUCUCAAGAGUGCUGGACGACCCUCUCAACACCUUGACCGCCCACCCACGUCCCUUGGACCCCCCACCAUCCAACCCAGCCUUCUGUCCCCAAAGAGCAUGCUCCAAGCCGCCAAGGCUUUGGGGCAACAGGCCUCCCAGCAGCUCCUCCAGACUGUCACUCAAAAAUAUGGUUCCAGGUUCAGCUGUCCCGAGCACCCUCCCGGUGUCACGGCCGAGCAGCCUGUUCACACAGACCACAGCAAGAGAAGUGCCAUGCAGGAGUCCUGGCUCAGCAACGAGGAGGAAAGCGGAGGGGACGUUGAGAUCAUCGUGUUGCGGAGACAGGUGGUGAAGAUGAGCCGGCGCCUGGCGGCCCUGGAGAGGCAGAACCUGGAGCACCGGCAGACAGAGAUGGUGCUCUUCUCGCUGCUGGUGUCCGCCUGCCUGCUCAACGGCUGGCUGUGGCUGCGCAGAUAGCUCCCCCUGCAGGCCCCGCCUGCGCAAACGCUCCAUCCACGCUGGGAUUGCUGUGCCUCACGGCGGCAGCACACAGUCUCAGUCAUGUUAGCAGUGCACUUAAUCACAAACGUUAUGGUCUAAUGAAAGGGUAGAAAUCGUGUGGGGUAGGAAUGGUGUGUGUUCACUGUGUUGUUGCUUGAGGCUGGAUCAUUGGACAGGACCAUAACUUGGGGGGGGGGGUGUAUUGAGGGUUUUGACACAUUGUGAAGACAUGCUUUGUAUGUAGUGCACUAACCACUUUGUCCACAGGUUGAACAGACCUUAGAGUGGAUAUACACUCGACAGUUGGUUUAUAAUGAUGGUUGGGUCUCACAAUUGGAAAUGGACUCUG
This is a messenger RNA of Megalops cyprinoides (Indo-Pacific tarpon), 1320 nucleotides long. Its product is annotated as mitochondrial fission factor homolog A. Gene Ontology annotation, biological process: positive regulation of mitochondrial fission. Bases 63 to 947 code for a protein of 294 amino acids. Lineage: Eukaryota; Metazoa; Chordata; Actinopteri; Elopiformes; Megalopidae. Gene Ontology annotation, cellular component: peroxisome; mitochondrial outer membrane. The transcript has 8 exons. The record is from RefSeq and is a predicted model, not a curated record.